AUGGGCAAGAAAGACCAGGCCGCCGCGGCGGAGAACAUUAAGGUGCUCGUCCGAUGCCGUCCGUUUAGCGAGAAGGAGAGCGCGAUGGGUCACAAGAGCUGCGUCGACCUUGACAUGGCGCAGAACACCGUGACCGUGAAGAGCAUCAUUGGCGAGCCCGAUCGCUGGACCUUUGACGCGGUGAUCAACAACAGCUUCUCCCAGGAGGACAUCUUCACCCAGUUCAUUAUGCCACUAACGGAGUCCGUGCUCAGCGGCUUCAACGCGACAGUAUUCGCCUACGGCCAGUCCGGCUCUGGUAAGACACACACGAUGACGGGUGUGAUGGGCAACAGCACGCUGGAGGGUGUGAUCCCCCGCUGCGUCAUGCACAUUUUCGACUCCGUGCAGAAGAUGAAAAACGAAUCACCGAGCACGACCGUCAGCAUGUAUGUGUCCUUCAUGGAGUUGUACAAUGGUAAGGUGCGCGACCUGCUAGCGAAGCAGCAGGUGUCAUUGGACAUCCGCGAAAACAAGGACCACACUUUUUUUGUGAAAGGUGCCGUUGUGGCGCAGGUCAAGUUCCCGGAGGAUGUUAUUCGGCACCUGGAGGAGGGCACAGACCGUCGCCGCGUCGCGUCCACGGAGCUGAACGCCGACAGCAGCCGCUCGCACUCCGUUUUCUCCCUCAUUCUGGAGUGCACCGAGACCCUCGAAGACGGCAGCACCCGCGCCGUGUCGAGCAAGCUGAACCUGGUGGAUCUUGCCGGCUCGGAGCGCCAGGGCAAGACAGGCGCCUCGGGUGACACGCUGAAGGAGGGGUGUAACAUCAACCUCUCGUUGAGCGCGCUCGGCACCGUCAUCGACACCAUUGUCAAGGGCGGCACCCACGUGCCGUUCCGCAGUAGCCCUCUGACGAUGCUGCUGAAGGACUCGCUUGGUGGAAACAGCAAGACCGUCAUGUUUGCGAACAUCAACCCCAGCGAGCGCAACAUGUCGGAGACGGUGUCGACGCUGCGCUUUGCCGACCGCGCCAAGCAGAUCAAGAACAAGCCGGUCGUGAACAUGGACUCGAAGGAUCAGAAGAUCGCGGAACUGACGGAAAUAGUGAAGGAGCUGCGCGAGAAACUGGCCAAGUACGAGACCCAGGGCACGGCUGGGCUGGAGGAGGAGGUGGUGCAGCUUCAAGAGAAGAUAGGUCAACUGGAAGUGCAGCUGGACAACGCCACGAAGAGCCGUGAAGCGGAUUUGGUCGACUACGAGAUGUCGAAGGCCACUCUUGCAGCCGAGCGGCAGACCUUUAACACCCGCCUCCUUUCCAUGGAAGACGAAAUUGCCCAACUGCAGAAUCAGCUGCAGAUCUCGGAGAGCGGCGGGGCGGCCAUGCAGUCCCAGCUGAACGACGUCUGGACGCAGUGCUACAACUACUUCCUGACACCGACGGAGAAGGCGGCGCAGAGUCUGGAGCAGCUGCAGGUCACUCUGACACUCGAGGAGGUACUGCGAAACGCCAAGAAGAAGGUCGAAGGAGGCGGUGAGUCGUCCCUGAAGAAGAUCCAGUCGCUGACGGCGGACCUCAAGGUGUCACAGGCAGAGCACAGGGCAACCAAGAAGGAGCUUAAGACCAGCAAGGCGCAGCUGGAGCGGCACCUGGCGGAGUUGAAGGAGGAGCUGGCCGAGUGGAAGAGAGCCUCGGUCGCACCCGGCAACAGCAUCGGCGAUGGUCAAGCUGCGGUGGGAAUGGGGCAGCAGCAGGACUACACAAUGCAGGAGAAGCUGCUGGCAGCGAUUAAGCUCGACGACAAGGGCGCGGCAGCGAUCAAGCUUUUACGUGAGGAAAACGAGAAGCUGCGACACCAGCUGAUGCCGGCAACCUCUCCUCUGCCUGACUCGACCGCUGCGCUGGCCGCACCCCAGCAAAACUCGGCCUCCAUCUCAAAGAACGCGACGGCGGACUCAGCGGUGCUGCUGGAGCUGCAGUCGUCCACAAGUGCGGCGGCUCAGAAAGCCGCAGCCAUUAGCAGCCUCCAGGCGGAGCUUGAGGAGGCGAAGGCCAAGGUGGAGCACGUGACUGCUUCUCGCGAGUCUCUCUACGCGGAGCUGGAGGCUCAACGCACGGAGCUCACCAACUUGGAGUCCACCGUGGCGCAGCACGACCGGCAGCUCGCCGAAAUGCAGCAGGAGUACGAGGUGAAACUGGCAGCUGCCACUCGCUCAGAGGACGAGGUGGCGCGGCUGGAAGCCCGCCUGCGCGAGCGCUCUGACCAACUAGAGCAGAUGCGCACAUUGCUGGAGAAGCAGAAGGCCAUCAUCAUAAAGAACAAUGAGAAGGCGGAGUAUUUCCAGAUCUCUCUACGGGAAAAGACGGAGGCCCUCGUGGUGCUGGAACAGCAGUUCCGCGAGCAGCUGGAGAACAAGGAUGCGCAGAUGCAGCAGCUCAUCAAUAAGCGCGUCGCCGAGUUUUCUGAGCAGCGAAGCGCUGAACUGAAUGAAAAGUCGCUCCGUCAGAAGAAGCUGAAGAAGAAGCUCCAUAAGCUGCAGGAGGAACUGAGCAAGUGGGAAGAGCGGUUCGACAUGAAGGUGUGCGAGUGCGAGGACCUCCGCAAAGCUCUGGAGGAGAAGAAGGUGGAGCAGAUGCGCCUGCUGCGCCGCAUCGAGCUCUCCGAUGACGAGGCCGAGGCCUUGGAGCAGAAGGAGCAGAUCCAGAACGCCCUCGAGCGCGCAAAGCAGGAGCGCCGUCGCAAGGACGACCUCUUCGCCAUGGGUGAGGUGCGCAGCGCCAAGUCCGUUGUGCGGCGUGGCACGACAGACCCCUCAGACGACGCCGAGUACCCGUAA
Leishmania mexicana MHOM/GT/2001/U1103 is the source of this 2817-nucleotide messenger RNA. Its product is annotated as putative OSM3-like kinesin. The coding region runs from base 1 to 2817 and encodes 938 amino acids. Gene Ontology annotation, molecular function: microtubule binding; microtubule motor activity; ATP binding. Gene Ontology annotation, biological process: microtubule-based movement; mitotic spindle organization. The transcript has a single exon. The record is from RefSeq and is a predicted model, not a curated record. NCBI's taxonomy places the organism in Eukaryota, Euglenozoa, Kinetoplastea, Trypanosomatida, Trypanosomatidae.